Molecule: messenger RNA, 663 nt
Organism: Dovyalis caffra
Lineage: Eukaryota; Viridiplantae; Streptophyta; Magnoliopsida; Malpighiales; Salicaceae
Source: the annotation of a GenBank genome assembly
AUGGCGAUUAUUUAUGCGGUAGUGGCGAGGGGGACGGUCGUGCUUUCGGAGUUCAGCGCGGUGACCGGAAACACAGGGGCGGUGGCGAGACGGAUCCUGGAGAAGCUUCCAUCGGAAGCUGAUUCAAGGCUUUGCUUCUCGCAAGAUCGUUACAUAUUUCACAUACUUAGAUCCGAUGGCCUCACUUUUCUCUGUAUGGCAAACGACACCUUCGGCAGGAGAAUUCCAUUUUCGUACUUGGAGGAUAUUCACAUGAGGUUCAUGAAAAAUUAUGGACGAGUUGCCCACUAUGCACCUGCUUAUGCAAUGAAUGAUGAGUUUUCAAGGGUUCUGCAUCAGCAAAUGGAAUUUUUCUCGAGCAACCCUAGCACUGAUACUCUCAGUCGUGUAAGAGGUGAAGUUGGCGAGAUCCGUACAAUCAUGGUAGAAAACAUCGAGAAAAUACUCGAGAGAGGUGACCGAAUUGAGCUUCUUGUUGACAAAACUGCUACAAUGCAAGAUGGUGCAUUUCACUUCAAGAAACAGUCCAAGCGCCUUCGAAGAGCUCUUUGGAUGAAAAAUGCCAAGCUCUUGGCCCUGUUGACAUGCUUGAUUGUUUUGUUGCUGUACAUAAUUAUUGCCGCUUGUUGUGGAGGCAUCACUCUACCUUCAUGCAGAUCUUGA